AUGUUUCAGCUUUGGAAACUUGUUCUCUUGUGCGGCCUGCUCACUGGGACCUCAGCGUCUCUUCUUGAGGAUCUUGGCAAUGAUGUUGUGAGCAAGCUGAAACCUGUUCUCGAUAAAGGACUUGAGACCGUUGACACUAUCCUUCAGGAAUUGAAGGCCGACUUGGAGGCGCUCCAGGAAUUCACGUCUUGGCAGGAGGCCCAGCAGAAGAUCCAGGAAGCUGAGAACUUGAUGGACAAAGUCCUUUCUAAAAUUUUUCAAGUAGUGGAAAAGGUUAUGGGGUUGAAAAUCAGUAACGUCCACAUCCUGGAUAUCAAAUUCGAAGUGACUCCUGAUGGCAAAGUCGCUAGCCUGAGUAUCCCCAUCACCACUAACGUCACCCUGACCCUGCCUCUGUUGGGUGAGCUUGUCAACCUUGGCCUCAACUUGGACCUCCAGACUAGUGUCAGCAUUGAAACUGAUGCCAAGACUGGUGUCUCCACAGUGGUCGUGGAAUAAUUCACCAACGACCCAGCCAACAUCUCACUCACCUUACCGGACAGCCCCAUUGGACUGGUCAGUGAAGCCGUGAACACUGUGGUCAAACUCGUGAGAAAGACAAUGUCCCUUGUGGUGCAGUAUGAGGUGAAUCCCCAACUCCUGCGGGCCCAGAGCCAGGCCUGCUGGGGGGCAGGUGUGACAUUCCCUGGCCUGGCAGCAGGAGGAGGGGAGCAGGGGCCUGACAAUUAG
Molecule: messenger RNA, 729 nt
Organism: Balaenoptera acutorostrata (minke whale)
Lineage: Eukaryota; Metazoa; Chordata; Mammalia; Artiodactyla; Balaenopteridae
Gene: BPIFA2
Product: BPI fold containing family A member 2
Exons: 5
Molecular function (GO): lipid binding
Source: RefSeq, a predicted model, not a curated record